UCUCUUGCCUGUCUGUGGUCUUGUCUGGACUGGACAGGUUUAGCGCAUGCGCACAUGGUAGUUUGUCUGCGUGUCAUGUUGAUGAAUGCUUAGACUGGGGAGUCAACAUGUCCACCGCUGCUGCUCAGCAAAACAAUAACGAAGAGCCCGGGCUUCAUGGCUCUUGGGUAGAGCUGGAGCUGAAUGGGAAUGGGAACACGGGGACCCAGGGUGCGCAGCCCAACCUGCUACUGACACCCGCUGCUGACCAAAUAAACGCGAAUGCUGGCAUGAGCCAAACUCUGCAGACCUUGGAAGUAGUGCCCGAGAAUGAUGAAACCCUCAUUGGAGGACUAGAGCAUGUGCCGUCAUCUUCCUCAAUCCACAAUGGAGACAUGGAGAAGAUCCUCCUGGAUGCACAGCAUGAAUCCAGCCCAAGUAGCUCCUCCUGUGAUAGUCCUCACAGGCCACCAAGUCCAGAUCAGGAUGAGGGUCAGAUAACCUUUGACGUGGAGAUGUCCAGCCCAAGGGGUAGUCAGUCAGAGGAAGACGGUGCAGAGAAGGACAGAGAGGAAGACAUCCUAAUGAAUAAAGAAGUAGACUGGGUCGCUGAUUGGUCCAGCAGACCAGAAAACAUUCCACCAAAGGAGUUCCACUUCAGGCACCCCCGACGUUCAGUGUCUCUCAGUAUGAGAAAGAGCGGAGUCAUGAAGAAAGGCGGCUUCUUCUCUGCUGAAUUCCUCAAAGUCUUCAUCCCAUCCUUACUCAUCUCACACAUCCUCGCUCUUGGCCUUGGGGUGUACAUUGGGAAGAGAAUUGCCACAGCCUCCACCAGCUCUUACUGAAUACAGGAUGAAGCAGUGCCUGGAUGUUCUCCUAUCUCCAAGUCUCUCAUUCAUCCUCCUGUAGUCUCUCUGCAUCUAUUGUACGCCCAUAUUCCCCUUCCAAUCUGCAUCCAAUUCUGUCCCAUAAUUGUAGAUGUUAGUGAUAGAAGUAUACGCAUUACGUAAUGUGGUUGCACUCCAUCACAUUUUGACACAGGGCAACGUUAUACCUAGCAGUUGUCACCAACUCCAGUCCAGUAGAUAACAGAUGCUGGAAUAUAUUAGUCAUCCUUUACAGCUCAGAAAUAUGUGACAUGGAUCUGAUGUCAGGUGGCUUCAGGGUGUUAGAUUUUUUCUGAAAUUUCUCCAAGUGUUUUAAUGUUGUGCCAUGAGAAAAUCUGGCCUUUCUCCUAAACUGCAUCUCUCCUCUGAUUUUCUCAGUAGGCAAGGUGUAUGAACCAAAAAUAUGCGCCAUAUCUGCAAUACAAAGUAACCGAAUUGGCUCCGGGGAACAGAGGGGACUUUUAUCGCCUUAACUUUUUGAGUUUAACAUUCAAGGUGCAGUUAACUGGGGGAGGGGGAGUGGGCAACAAAAAUGGUGCAGCACAAGUGGGAUUAGUCUUGAAAUUCCACACAUUUUUGAGAGUAGAAGUUGAAUCAUGUUGACUCCUGAGGGUUUCUUUUAAAAGCUUUGUUUUUUUUUUUAAGGUUGGAAAGCUUAAACAUUGAUGUAGUAUGUAGCUCCAAAAUUUUACCACAGGAUUGUUUGAGUAUAUUAUGAUAAUGGAACCUAGGCCGGAUGGCAAUUUUACCAGGCCAUAUGCUAUUUUUAUUUCCUUCUGCCUACAUAUCUUCUUCUUUAACACAUAAUAUAGCAGCAAUGGCAAAGUGCCAAAUUUGUAUCUUUUCACCACUGCACAUUGGUGAUUUACCUUAGACUGUUUUUUGAUUUUCUUAUAUGUUUAGGUAUUUAAAUAUGUAGAUGUGAAAAAUAAUUUAAGCUGUGAUCUGCCCCAUGUAAUAGACACCUUUUGACAUUGUAUAAUUUGUUUAUACAUUGAUAUUAAUGCAUAUUAUAGCUUAUGCAUUGUGGCAGUGUAAGUAAUGUGUUUUUGCUGUCGUUUAAUUGCUGAAGCGUCAGUGGCAGAAACCACCACAGAGGAAGGUGCCUCAUUUCCAGGGGCCUCAUUUUGAAGAGUGUUAUCUGACUUUUAUCUAGAUUUCACUGUGCAAUCAUUUCACAUGGUAUGAUACAAAUAAACAGCGUACAGUGUGUGCAGAACUUCCAGAAAAAUGAUAGCGGUAGAAAGCAUUUGAUGCAUGAUUUCUGUAUAUUGAUGCUGAUCGAAUGACUGGAUGAGUCUUCUGUCAGUGUUUGUAAAUGGAUGACAUUAUAAUCACAUGGAAAAAUCAUUGACCAUAAUGUACAGUAUUGGCUGUAGUGGCAGUGUUGGUUUUCAAGCACUCAACAUGCAUUUAGGCUUUAAUGCAUUAUAUAACUCAUACUAACUCAUAAACUGUACAUGUCAUCAUAACAGGCUUGUGUACAGUUGAUCAGUGUGCAAUACAGAGCAUUUUGGAAUUUGAAUAAAGUUUGUACUGUA
Molecule: messenger RNA, 2407 nt
Organism: Lates calcarifer (barramundi perch)
Lineage: Eukaryota; Metazoa; Chordata; Actinopteri; Centropomidae
Gene: bnip3la
Product: BCL2 interacting protein 3 like a
Exons: 6
Coding region: 108-824 (238 amino acids)
Biological process (GO): positive regulation of apoptotic process; mitochondrial outer membrane permeabilization; defense response to virus
Cellular component (GO): mitochondrial envelope; nucleus; mitochondrial outer membrane
Source: RefSeq, a predicted model, not a curated record